CCACCCACAACCUUCACUUCUUCAUCUUCUCAAACUCAAAUCAUUUAAAAUACCAAAAACAAACCUCAAACAAAAAGAGAGAAAAAAUGUCAAUUGCUUCUAUUUCUACAAACUAUCUUUAUGAUGAACUUCAUCAAGUGUUUCAUUAUUCAAGAAAACUCCUUCUUCACUCCUCCCUCCACAAGCUCUCCUUCACCACCACCUCCGCCGCCCCUCCCUCUGCCGUCCACGACCAAUCUGAAUUCUACUCCGGCGGAGACAGCACUACCUUCGACACAAAUGUCGUCAUGGUCCUCUCCGUCCUCCUCUGCGCCUUAAUCUGCUCCUUAGCCCUCAACUCCAUCAUCCGAUGCGCUUUGAAAUGCUCCCGUCUCAUCGUCUCCAAUGACCACCGUCACCGCCUCACCCCCACCUCCACUGGAGUCCAUAAGAAAGCCAUCAAAAGCUUCACCGUGGUUCAAUUCUCCCUGGACCUCAACCUCCCCGGGCUCGACCCCGAGUGCGUCAUUUGCUUGUCGGAGUUCGCCACCGGCGACAAGCUCCGGCUUCUCCCGAAAUGUAACCAUGGGUUUCACGUUAAGUGUAUUGAUAAGUGGUUGAGUUCUCACUCCUCUUGCCCUAAAUGUCGGCAGUGUUUGGUUCAGACUUGUGAGAAAAUCGCCGGCGUUGCCUCUGCCUCCGCCUCCGCCUCCUCCUCAUCUUCCGGCCACUCUCCGUCUCCUCCUCCGCCGCCGUCUGUGGUUGUAGACUUAGCACCGCUGGAACCUGAAGCUCCGGUACGGAAUUUACGGCUGUAAUAUAAUUAAUAGAGAUUAUUAUAAUACUAAAUUAGGGGAAAUUAAUUUAGAGUUUAAUUUUUUUUUU
Cucumis sativus (cucumber) is the source of this 864-nucleotide messenger RNA. Its product is annotated as RING-H2 finger protein ATL78. Gene Ontology annotation, biological process: protein ubiquitination. The transcript has a single exon. The record is from RefSeq and is a predicted model, not a curated record. Gene Ontology annotation, molecular function: transferase activity. Lineage: Eukaryota; Viridiplantae; Streptophyta; Magnoliopsida; Cucurbitales; Cucurbitaceae. The coding region runs from base 87 to 797 and encodes 236 amino acids.